Emericellopsis atlantica is the source of this 1242-nucleotide messenger RNA. RefSeq lists its product as uncharacterized. Lineage: Eukaryota; Fungi; Ascomycota; Sordariomycetes; Hypocreales; Bionectriaceae. Gene Ontology annotation, cellular component: nucleus. The coding region runs from base 140 to 1222 and encodes 360 amino acids. Gene Ontology annotation, molecular function: DNA binding. The record is from RefSeq and is a predicted model, not a curated record. Gene Ontology annotation, biological process: DNA recombination; double-strand break repair. The transcript is spliced from 3 exons.
GAAGCCCUCCGAUUCACCACUGUGAGGCUUACAUCGCCACCUUGGGUUUCGCUCACUGGCUUUGACGCGCAUCACAUUGCCAAUUACAUCCAGACUCAUCAUCCAGUGAUUUGAGCUGUAGGCUGCUGAAGUCGCCAAGAUGCCGCAUAACGAACGAGUGCUCAAGUUCAGUCGCACGGAUGAUGAGGCCAAGUACAUAUUGGUCAACGUCAAGGACCGAGGGCCGAAGCCGCUCGAUCUCAGACUCGAGGCCACAGAAUUUGAAGCUGAGUAUGCUUCAAAACUGAAACAAAGCGAUGUUUCUUCGCUUCGUGCCAAGAAUGGCCCAGUAGACGAUGGAGAGUGGCACACAAUACUCGAGCAAUUACUUCGGUAUGGCUAUAUCCCAGAUAUAGAAGCCACGGCAGUCGUAGCUGAGGGCAAAUCGAUAUCCAUCAUCGUACGAAAGUCCAUCCAGGGCAUAAGCCAACGUCUAGGGGAGCUAGUAAUACCGCAAAUCGAGGGUGGCGAGCUCAAUGUCCUGGAGUGGUGCGCGACUGCCGUCGACGCAGUAGUGGAUUGUGAGAAAAGGGCCGCCGCAUCCACGUCGAAGAUUUCCCAGCUGGAGAACGAGGUCACCGAGUUGAGGUCUCAGGUUGAGGAGCUUAUCCAGGCCAAGCAAGAGGACGAGACUGUUCUCCUCAUGAAAUUCCGCGACCUGCUCAACGAGAAGAAGGUCAAGAUCCGGGAACAACAGAAAGUCAUUGCGGCUCUUCCCUCAAGUGCCGGUUCUGCCUCUCAGCAGCCGUCUCAACCAUCUCAGCCUACAUUACCUCAACGAGGACGCAAGACGCAGACAUCACGAGCCACCAAGAGAAAAGCAGCCGCACCAAUUGUGGAAGAAGAGUCGGAUGAUGGCUUUGAGUCGAUCGAAAUUGACAAAGUCAAAACUGAGCCAACCGAACCUCAGGAUCCGGAAGAGACAGAGAAGGAUACGGAAAGCGACGCCACAGCCUCUACAGCGAGUGAUGGUGAGCCAGCGCCAGGUCCAUCCGGGGUGCCUUCGGGCAAGGCGCCCAAAAGUCAGCCUUUGGCAACAGGAGGGUCCAGCGCAGCGGCACAGCAACAGAAGAAAAGUGCACAGCCGCCGCCCAAAAGAAGCUUGCCAUUCACUGCGAAGAAACCAACACCCGCAGUACCUGGAGGCGAGGGGAGCGAGACUGCUUCGGACGAUGAACUUUGAAUACGGAAUCCUCGGGUGCG